This is a messenger RNA of Anarrhichthys ocellatus (wolf-eel), 4479 nucleotides long. It is a transcript of the gene ddx24, whose product is annotated as DEAD (Asp-Glu-Ala-Asp) box helicase 24. Gene Ontology annotation, molecular function: ATP binding; RNA helicase activity; nucleic acid binding. The record is from RefSeq and is a predicted model, not a curated record. NCBI's taxonomy places the organism in Eukaryota, Metazoa, Chordata, Actinopteri, Perciformes, Anarhichadidae. Bases 398 to 3151 code for a protein of 917 amino acids. The transcript has 7 exons.
CAAAUAUAUCACAUGAAUAGUUUUUUCUCUCCCGCAGAAAACUCUGUAACUGUUUGUUGGACAAAUAAAGUUUUUUCAAACCACGUGAUCAACACUGUCAUGGCUGCGCCCUCGUGUCAUGCGUGGUUGUCAUCAUUUGUAACAAUAUUUUGACAUAGAAAAACAACACAGGCAGUCAAUGUAGUACUUUGUGUUCAUUGCUUUUACUUAUAGUUGUAGUAUUGUUGUUUACGGCUUACCAAGCCAAUCGGGUCUGACGUUUUUACGGGUAUUUAGUACAUAGUUGGAGUUCACCUAGCUGCGAGCUAACUUCACACAUACCGCUACGCGUUUAACUGCUCCGUCUGACGGAGGCAAUUCAACGUAUUGGCGUGACUCGGUACAUAUUUGUAGGAAAAUGAAGAUAAUGAAGAUGAAGCCCAGAUACAAGCGCAUGUCCUCCGGGCUGAUAAAACCAGCCAAACGGAGCAUCCAUAUGAAAGGCAAAUGGAAAGCGUUAGAGCUCGAUCCCAGUAUCUUCUCCGAGGAGGGACUGGAGGGUCUGGUGUGUUUUGAAGAGCUGACAGAUUACCGGUUGGUAGACUCUGAGAAGGCUGCAGCUGAAGCAGCAAAUGAAUUCAAAAAGGAGAAGAAGAAGAAGAAGAAAACGAAGAAGAGAAAAGCCUGCGAGGGAGAGAAGGCUGGAGAGAAGGUAGCUGUGGAGAGCAAAGAGGGAGAGAAAACAGCUGAACCAGUUCAGAAGAAAGCCAAAAAGAGGAAAAAUCAGAAAGUGGUUGCACAGGAAUCGGACCAGCCAGAUAACACUGCUGAAGAAGUGAUGGAGAAGGAUGUAGCUGCAGGUGAGGAGGGAGGAGAAGAGGCAAGGCCUGUAGAAGACGCCUGUAAAGAUACAGCAAUCAGUUCAGAACCUGAUGCCCCAAAACUCACAAAGAAGAGUAACAAAAAGAAGAAAAAGAAACCGAAGCGGCCGAUAAGAAAAGAUAAAAACCAGGACUCAGAACUUCAGGGUCUGGAAAUAGAAAAAUCCACUCAAGAUAAAGUCACAAAGCUUCCCAAAAUCAAAAAGCAGAUCAAGAAUUGGACAAAUGCGGCACAAUCUGGCCCCAAUGACAAAAAAGCAGAUGUGAGUGCCUGGAAGGACCUGUUUGUCCCCUCCCUUGUGCUAAAGGCACUGAGCAGUCUUGGAUUUAGCUCACCGAGUCCCAUACAAGCCCUGACUUUGCCUCCAGCUAUCAGGGAUCGUAUGGAUAUACUGGGGGCGGCUGAGACAGGAAGUGGGAAGACACUGGCUUUUGGUAUUCCCAUGAUCCACGCCAUCUUGGAGUGGAAGAAAAGUCCAGAAAAGCCAACUGACGACAACACCGAAUCAACCGCAAAGGUGGAGAGUUUGUAUUUGCCAGCUGUAGAUGAGACCGGGAUAGAAGACGACGACGAGGAGGACAACGUGGACGCCGAGGGAGAAGAGGGUGAAGGCGUCACAGAGCAGGAUGAAGGUGACACAGACGAACAUGACAGCGAAGACGACGGUGAAGAAAAAGAUGACGACGAGAGGCUCGGGUGUGUUAAAGUAAUCGAAAAUGCAGAGUUUGACUUUGAGCCCACCGCUGAAGCAGAAGAAGAACCUGCCGGUGGCGGCAGUCAGCCUCUGCUUGGACUGGUGCUCACUCCCACCAGGGAGCUGGCUGUUCAGGUCAAGCACCACAUUGAUGCUGUCGCCAAAUUUACAGACAUCAAAACGGCAAUAUUGGUGGGUGGAAUGGCGCAACAGAAACAGCGAAGGAUGCUAAAGCGAAGACCAGAAAUCGUUAUUGCCACUCCAGGACGUCUGUGGGACUUGAUCCAGGAGGGGCAUCCACAUCUGCAGAAUUUGAGACGGCUCAGGUGCCUGGUCAUUGAUGAAGCAGAUCGCAUGGUAGAGAGAGGCCACUUUGCGGAGCUGGAGAGUCUGCUGGAGAUGCUGAACACCGUUCACUUUAAUCCCAAGAGGCAGACUUUUGUGUUCUCUGCCACGCUGACCAUGGAUCGCAGCCUGCCCACCCGCGUUCUGCAGAAGAAGAAGAAGAAGAAUCUGGACCAGAGGAGCAAGCUGGAAGCUCUCAUGGUCAAAGUGGGGAUCAGGUCCAAACCCAAAAUCGUUGACCUGACCCGGAAGGAGGCAACUGUGGAGACCCUGACUGAGACCCGAAUCCAUUGUCAGAAGGAAGAGAAGGACUUCUACCUUUAUUACUUCCUGCUCCAGUAUCCUGGCCGCACCAUGGUAUUUGCCAACAGUAUAGACUGUAUCAAGAGACUGAACUCUCUGCUGGUUAUCUUGGACUGUACUCCAUUGCCCCUUCAUGCCAACAUGCACCAGAAGCAACGCCUCAAAAACCUGGAAAGGUUUGCAGAGAGGGAGAGUUGUGUUCUGCUGACUACUGAUGUGGCAGCUAGAGGACUGGAUAUCCCGAAUGUUGAGCAUGUCAUUCACUACCAGGUUCCCAGGACGUCUGAGACUUACGUCCAUCGCAGUGGCAGAACAGCGAGAGCCACCAAAGAGGGUCUGAGUUUGCUGCUGAUCGGCCCCGACGACGUGAUGAACUUCAAAAAGAUCUACAAGGCUCUGGGGAAGGACGAGGAGCUUCCCAUGUUCCCCAUAGAGGGCAAAUGCAUGGAAGCCAUCAAGGAGCGGGUGAACUUGGCCAGACAGAUCGAGAAGAUUGAGUUCCACAACAGCAAGGAGAAGCAGCACAACUCCUGGUUCAGACAGGCAGCAGAGGCCAUGGAGGUGGACCUGGAUGAUGAUCUUUUAAUUGGUGAGACCAACAUAACACAACAUGUUCGCACACCAGGUUCCCUUUAUUUAAAAAUGUUAAAAUACAGACAACUGAAUAUACCAUUUAUGUCCACAGGCAGGGGAAAGGAUGAAGAUGAUGACAGAGAGCAGCAGAGGGCGGUAAAGGGGAUGAAGAAGCAUCUGAAGCAUCUGAUCUCCCAGCCGGUAUUCAACAAUGGGAUUAGGACCAAGUACCCCACUCAAAUGGGAAAGCUGUCCGUUCCUCACAUGCCUGUACCCGGGAGGGGGAAUGCCCUCACCAGGGUUUCAUUACAGGAGAAGAAACAACAGAAGUUAAAGAAAGGUGUUGCACAACAGCAGAAGAAAGAGCAGCAGUGAAAUGUGAAAGGAAUGUGUGUGUUUAGAGAGGCCAUAUUUGACGCGGUUUAUGUAAUUGUUGAUUUAUGUAAAUGUUAAUUCGUUUAAAUACUUAGUGCACAAUGUGCAAAACAAAAUGUAUUUCCAAAUGUUGUUGAAUCGCUGUACACUGCAAGACUUUAUAAAAAUCUGUUUUCAUAAGUGUCUUAAAGCCCAGGAAGGAUUUUUAUUCCACCAAAGUCAAUAUUCCUGAGUUGAGCCGAGUCCUCGUGGGUCUCUGGUCAGUGUUGAGGUCGCGGGUAAAGAAUGUUAUAGUGUGACGUUUGGUAGAGGAGGUGCAGGGAGGGUUCGGCACCUUCUGGAAUGACGUGGUGAGCCAACUGCUGUUCAUCGCCCUCCAUAGAGACGAUGUGGAUGCCAAUAUCCAGGGCCUGUGACAGAGCUAAGAUGUCCACGUGAUCACACUCCAUCGCCAUGGUCUCCACCUCCUGAAUGAAGAGAGCGAAGACGUUACCAAACCUGACCGUUAUAUCUCCUUGAUUAAAGCCUCGGAUCUACUAUUUGUUUUCACUAGAUGGCAGCGGCACUUUGUUACAAACUUGGUGACAGUAGACUAGUAGAUUUGGGGCCUCCACAAAGUUGCAGAAGAACUCCGCCUGGUUUUGCAGGUGCGCUGAAGUGAGCAGCCGGAGGUACUGCACCACGCUGUCGGACGUCAUCUGCUCAUUGAAGAGCCUGAGCAGCGUGUCUUCCUGCUCAUCAGCCUGGCACUGCUCCACUACGUUAACAACCUGCAAGAGAACGAGGUAUUCACACACAUUGGGUUAACCUAGUUCUACAAGUGUGCCUCCAAUACUUUGAUUUUAUUUCCCUGAGAUCCAUUAGCAGUUCCAAUGAUGAACUGAUGGAUGAGUAUCCAAAGAACUUCACGAUGUCAACAAGUACAAUUGGUUUUGACUUGCAAUACUUUUACCAAAUUAGUCAUGACGUGUAUAACGGAGAACCUUCAUAGGUGAGGUGACAUGUUGCCAGAAGAUGGCUUGUGAAUGGAAUUUAGUUCUGCAGCUGACUCGGGUGUCAGAGAAUGACGCCACCAUAAAAACAUUCGAAGUGCCCAAACUAGUAAUCUGAUUGUAUUAUUGCUUCUGUGAUUUCUGAAUGGUUCGUUCCCAACAAUAAAUUCCCCUUGUUGCUCGCUUGAAUGAAGACUUCUUUUCUUUUCCACGCGUAUUAAAACUUGGGCUUUCCUAACCUUAUACAUCAUGGUAAGUCUGUAAAAAUAAAUGCAUUAUUUACUGUGUUCAGGUGGUGCUUGAAGGACCUCUCAUCAAAUCCCGCAGAAGACAAGU